CACUUACACAUACCAUUACCAUGUCAUUCAUAUUCAAUGUUACUGCUUGAAUAAUAUGUUGAGCAUGUAGCACACUGACUGUAGAUUCAGGUCCUCCAGAGCUCGAAAGUAACAAUUAAGUAUAUUUACUCAAAUACGUAAGUACAUUUUUAAUAUACAUGUACUUUACUUGAGUAUUUCCAUGUUAUGCUACUUUUUACUUCUAGUCAUUUUUGAUACAAUUUAACUAACGUAUUAUGAUUGAUUAUUAUGGAUGGCAGUUUUAAAAAAGUAAUUCAGGUUCUCUCCACCUUCACCAGCUGAACACGUUAAUAGAUAACUAAUAAUAGAUAACAGAUUGAGUAGUUGGCUACAUUUUGCUGCCAAUACUUACUGAAGUAACAUUUAUUUUAAAUGCAGGAUUUUUUCUUGUAACAGAGUAUUUCUACACUGUGCAUGGUUGUAUUACUUUAACUUCAGUAACAUCUGAGCACUUGUUCCACCUCUGGUCAGACCUAAAAGCAGGUUGUCACCGAUGGCUUAACUUUUCUCAUGAUUUAGGGAUGAGCACAAAGAAGAAGAACACCCCCAGUGGUGUGAUCACCUUCCACACACAUUUUCCUGUCGGCCUGCUGAAAUCAGAGGAGCGCAUGGUGGAUGUUAAGGGCACAACAGAGAGCCGAAAGACCCCCAUGCAGCCAAGCAUGAGUAUGAGGAGCCCCGGUGAAUGUGUGAGAGCAGAGGAAAGCGAGGAGGCCUCACCCUCUGGGUCAAAGCUGGGGGGCCAACAGGGAUGGCUCUCUCACGCCUCCCUCAGACGACUGCAGGGAAAUAUGGAGGCUGAAAAUCAACAGGUGAAGGAAAUAACCCAACCAUUACUGGAUACAGAAAAUGGUUUUGUGAAGGAGUUGGAGACGUUUCUGAUCAGACAGGACUUCACAAAGCUGAGGAGGAGGGAGAUGCUUCACAAGCGCUGGACUGAGCGUGUGUGGUUUCCCCUGCAGAGGAGGGUGGAGGAGCACGUGUCCAGCUGUGGCCCCGCGGUGUGCAAAAGCCGCCAGAGCCUCUACAGUCACUUCCUCCAUCACUGCAACACGAAGGGCUUUGUGUUUCUAGAACAUUAUGAUCUAAAGGAAUACGAUCCGUUUCUUCUCCGCAUCAAAAAGCAACGCUACCUCAACGUGAAGCUCGGUACGGAAGACUUAAAGGAGCCAUUGUGCCUUCAGUUACAUGAAAGACUGAAGGAGAAGAGAACAGCCUCUUCUUGUGAAGCAGGAUGUAGAUACACAAGGAGACAAGUAGAGAAGCUACCUCAGAGCAACAUCCUGCUACAGGCCUUUUCACAUCAUCCAGUCACUGCAGUCAGAAACACUCCAGUGGUGAAUGAAACUGGAGGAAGGAAGUCUAGCAGGUUCGUCAACAUACCGUACCGGAUCAGUUCCACCGCCACACCGGAUGGAAGGUGCCAUAGGAACGGUUGAUUUGCCUCCAAAUGUGGAUGUCAGCAACAACCAGCAAUUUUAAAACAACACCAGUCCUUGGUUACAUCGAAAUAAAACCCAUAUUAACG
Messenger RNA from Notothenia coriiceps (black rockcod), 1549 nucleotides. It is a transcript of the gene fam228a, whose product is annotated as family with sequence similarity 228 member A. The transcript is spliced from 8 exons. Lineage: Eukaryota; Metazoa; Chordata; Actinopteri; Perciformes; Nototheniidae. The coding region runs from base 543 to 1460 and encodes 305 amino acids. The record is from RefSeq and is a predicted model, not a curated record.